CUGGGGAAACCAUCCCUUGCCCCACCCUCCACCUGCCACCGCCCAGCAAGCCCUCCGGGAGAAAAGCCAUCCUUGCCUCCGGUGAAGGUCUUGGUGGACCUCUCUCUGCGUUGGACCCCCUCUCUGUUCCAGCCUCCCAUGCCGAGGCCCACCUUGUCAGUCACUUCCUUUUGUCAUCGGCUUGGCAAACGGGAGAGAAAACGGAGCUUCAUGGGAAACAGCAGCAACAGUUGGUCCCAUGCACCAUUUCCCAAGUUGGAGCUGGGCCUGGGGCCCCGACCCACGGCACCCCGGGAGCUGCCCGCCUGCUCCAUCUGCCUGGAGAGACUUCGUGAGCCCAUCUCAUUGGACUGUGGCCACGACUUUUGCAUUCGGUGCUUCAGCACACACCGGGUCCCAGGCUGUGAGCCGCCCUGCUGCCCCGAGUGCAGGAAGAUCUGCAAGCAGAAGAAGGGACUCCGCAGCCUGGGGGAGAAGAUGAAGCUCCUGCCACAGCGACCUCUACCCCCUGUGCUGCAGGAGACCUGUGCCGUGAGGGCGGAGCCUCUUCUCCUUGUGCGCAUCAAUGCUUCUGGAGGCCUCAUCCUGAGGAUGGGGGCCAUCAACCGCUGCCUGAAGCACCCCCUGGCCAGGGACACCCCUGUGUGCCUCCUGGCUGUCCUGGGGGAGCAGCACUCAGGGAAGUCCUCUCUCCUUGAUCACUUGCUCCGAGGCUUGCCGGGCUUGGAGUCCAGUGAGGGCAGCUGGCCCAGAGGAGGAGAGGGUUUCUUGCAGGGGUUCAGGUGGGGUGCCAAUGGCCUUACCAGGGGCAUCUGGAUGUGGAGCCACCCCUUCCUGCUGGGGAAAGAAGGGAAGAAGGUGGCUGUGUUCCUCGUGGACACAGGGGAUGCCAUGAGCUCUGAACUGAGCAGGGAAACAAGGAUCAAGCUCUGUGCUCUCACCAUGAUGCUGAGCUCCUACCAGAUCCUGAAUACCUCCCAGGAGCUGAGGGACACAGACCUGGAUUACCUAGAGAUGUUUGUACACGUGGCCGAAGUGAUGGGCAAACAUUAUGGGAUGGUGCCAAUCCAGCAUCUGGACCUCUUAGUUCGUGACUCGUCCAUCUCCAAUAAAGCAGGGCAGGGGCACGUGGGUGAUAUCCUGCAGAGAUUGUCCAGCAAAUACCCCAAGGUCCAGGAGCUGCUGCUAGGGAAACGAGCCCGUUGUUACCUCCUGCCCAAGCCGGGGAGGCAGUGGGUGAACAAAGGCCAAGGAAGCCCAGGAGGUGAUGCAGAUGAGGAUUUCUGCCACCUUCUUCAGCCCUACGUUUCUGAUGUUCUGAGCACAGCUCCCCAGCACGCAAAGAGCCGCUGCCAGGGAUACUGGAGCGAGGGGCGCACAGUGGCCAGGGGGGACAGACGCCUGCUCACGGGGCAGCAGCUAGCUCAGGAGAUCAAGAACCUCUCAGGCUGGAUGGGGAGAACGGGGCCAGGUUUCAGCUCUCCGGAAGAGAUGGCUGCUCAGUUGCACGACCUGAGGAAAGUGGAAGCUGCCAAGAAGGAAUUUGAGGAGUAUGUGAGGCAGCAGGACAUAGCCACCAAGCGCAUCUUUUCUGCUCUCCGGGUCCUGCCUGACACCAUGCGGAACCUCCUCUCCACCCAGAAGGACGCCAUCUUGGCCCGCCAUGGCGUGGCCUUACUGUGCAAGGAGAGAGAGCAGACCCUGGAGGCUCUGGAGGCCGAGCUGCAAGCCAAGGCCAAGGCCUUCAUGGACUCCUACACGAUGCGCUUCUGUGGCCAUCUGGCUGCCGUGGGGGGUGCCGUAGGGGCCGGGCUCAUGGGCCUAGCAGGGGGCGUGGUGGGUGCAGGCAUGGCUGCAGCUGCGUUAGCUGCAGAGGCUGGGAUGGUGGCAGCCGGGGCGGCAGUGGGAGCUACGGGGGCUGCCGUGGUUGGGGGUGGUGUGGGCGCUGGGCUGGCUGCCACCGUGGGCUGCAUGGAGAAGGAGGAGGAUGAAAGGGUGCUCGGAGGGGACCGAGAGCCCCUUCUCCAGGAAGAGUGA
Urocitellus parryii (Arctic ground squirrel) is the source of this 2037-nucleotide messenger RNA. RefSeq names its product ring finger protein 112 (gene Rnf112). The record is from RefSeq and is a predicted model, not a curated record. Gene Ontology annotation, molecular function: GTP binding; metal ion binding; GTPase activity. Lineage: Eukaryota; Metazoa; Chordata; Mammalia; Rodentia; Sciuridae.